AUGAGAGUUUCAGGGAGUGUAGGUCAAAAAUUAAGGAGAGUGAAUAUAGAUUAUUCAUAAUUCGAAAUGAUAGAGAAUUCUCUCGAAUAUUACUUAAAACCUUUGAAACCAAAAUUAAAUUAUUGCAAACUUUUACCAAAACAACAAUCUCCUAAAAGAGAAAUAACUCAUACUAUUUCUUGCAGAAUCAAACCCUAAAUAAUUACUUAAUAAUUAACUGAGCCAAUUAAUUAAAAAAGCUUAUAAACUCUGCCACUUAGAUAACCUAUUUCUCAAAAUGUUAAUCGUUCUUAUAUUCUAAGACACAAGAAACCAAGUAUUUAAGAACGAUAUAAAUAGAUGAUGGUAAAUUUAAUUUGAAAAAUAGGAAUAUAAUGUUGAAGAGCAAUUCAUAGAAUUGAGAAGAUUAAUGACUAGACAGAAAAAAUCCUCCAGUCUUGGAAAAAGAGUUAAAUUUUUAUAAUGA
This is a messenger RNA of Paramecium sonneborni, 466 nucleotides long. The record is from the annotation of a GenBank genome assembly. Lineage: Eukaryota; Ciliophora; Oligohymenophorea; Peniculida; Parameciidae.